Molecule: messenger RNA, 3021 nt
Organism: Drosophila rhopaloa
Lineage: Eukaryota; Metazoa; Arthropoda; Insecta; Diptera; Drosophilidae
Product: aminopeptidase N-like
Exons: 7
Coding region: 20-2824 (934 amino acids)
Biological process (GO): proteolysis; peptide catabolic process
Cellular component (GO): cytoplasm
Molecular function (GO): metalloaminopeptidase activity; peptide binding; zinc ion binding
Source: RefSeq, a predicted model, not a curated record
UCAAUCUUUGAACUCCGUUAUGUUCGGAGAAUCGAGAAUGAGGUGGUUUCUAUUGGUUGUGGUGUCCCUUGGACUCGGUUUAGUCACGGGAGAAUCUAGCUAUAACCAUUAUCGCUUGCCGACGGCUCUUCGACCCCAAAAGUAUUACUUGAGAAUCUUAACGCAGCUUGAAAAUCCGGAGGAUUUUCGCUUCAGCGGCAAUGUGAAAAUCAUAAUUGCAGCCCUGCAGAACACCAAGAACAUAACGCUGCACUCUAAGGAUCUGACCAUAGAUGAGACUCAAACCACGGUUAGACAAAUUAGCGGCGAAGGGAAAACAAACAACUGCGUAACUUCCACGGCUGUGAAUCCCACACACAACUUUUAUACUCUCAACACCUGCCAAGAAUUAUUGGCUGGCCAUGUUUAUGAGCUGAAUUUGCACUUUUCAGCCGAGUUAAACCGACAACUGGAAGGCUACUACCGUAGCUCCUAUGUGGAUCCGGUGGCCAAUGAGACAAGAUGGAUCUCUAUUACCCAAUUUGAGCCCGCUUCGGCUCGAUUGGCAUUCCCCAGCUUCGAUGAGCCCGGCUAUAAGGCACCCUUUGUGAUCACUUUAGGUUAUCACAAGAAGUACACCGGUCUCAGCAAUAUGCCCGUAAAGGAAACUAAAACACAUGAAUCACUUCCCGAUUACAUUUGGACCGAAUUUCAAGAAUCAUUGCCAAUGUCAACUUAUCUGGUGGCAUUUUCCGUUAACGAUUUUUCCCACAAACCUUCUUCUCUGCCAAAUGGCACUCUUUUCAGGACUUGGGCUAGGUCUUCUGCCGUCGAUCAGUGUGAUUAUGCCGCAGAGUUUGGACCACAAGUAAUCCAAUACUACGAGCAGUUAUUCGGGACUAAGUUGCCGCUUGCGAAGAUCGAUCAGCUCGCAUUGCCCGACUUCAAUAUUGGUGCCAUGGAAAAUUGGGGUUUAUUGACUUUUAGAGAAACUGCACUCCUAUUCUCCCCUGAAUUUUCCUCGCUGAAGGACAAACAAGAACUCUCUAAUAUCGUAGCUCAUGAGUUGGCUCACCAGUGGUUCGGCAAUCUGGUCACGAUGAAAUGGUGGACUGAUCUGUGGCUUAAGGAGGGAUUUGCCACCUAUGUGGCUACUUUGGGCGUGGAGUACAUCCAUCCGGAGUGGCGUUCCAAGCAGCUGGAGUCGUUGUCCAACCUGCUAAACAUUUUUCGAAAGGAUUCUUUAGAGACCAGUCAUCCCAUUUCAAGGCCUAUUGAAAUGGUUUCGCAGAUUACCGAGAGCUUCGAUGAAAUCUCGUAUGAGAAAGGAUCAUCUGUACUCCGCAUGAUGCACUUAUUCCUGGGGGAGGAGGCAUUUCGCUCCGGCCUGAAGUCGUAUCUAGAAAGGUUCGCUUAUAGGAACGCCGAACAGGAUGAUCUUUGGGAGUCACUUACUCAAGCCGCCCAUAAAACUGGCGCUCUAGCAAAGAACUUUGACAUCAAGACCAUCAUGGACUCGUGGACGCUGCAAACCGGCUACCCAGUGAUUACUGUUACGCGCGACUAUACGGAAAGGACUGCAAAACUCAGUCAGGAGCGCUACCUUCUGAAUACGGAUAUAUCUAGGGUGCACCGCCGGGAAUGUUGGUGGGUUCCACUUAGCUACACCACGCAGGCGGAGAAGGAUUUCAACAACACGGCCCCCAAAGCAUGGAUGGAGUGCAGCCAGACUGGCGACAGACUUGAGAAAACUAUUCAGGACCUUCCAGGACCCGAUCAGUGGGUUAUCUUCAAUAAUCAGCUGUCAUCACCAUACAAGGUCAACUACGAUUCCCAGAACUGGAAACUUCUAAUCAAGACCUUGAACAGCGAGGAGUUCCAGACCAUUCACGUGAUCAAUAGAGCCCAAAUUAUAGACGACAUUCUGUACCUUGCUUGGACGGGAGAACAAAACUACGAUAUCGCAGUACAAGUGAUUAAUUAUUUGCAGAGGGAGCAAGAGCUGCUUCCCUGGAAAGCGGCGUUCGACAAUCUUAAGCUAUUGAAUCGCAUUGUGCGACAGACACCCAAUUUUGAGUUCUUUAAGAGCUACAUGAAAAAACUCAUCACACCUCUUUAUGAGCACCUAAACGGCAUUAACGACACAUUCAGCUCGAUUGAGCAGCAGGAUCAGGUCCUUUUGAAGACAAUGGUGGUCAAUUGGGCGUGCCAGUACCAGGUGGCAGAUUGUGUGCCUCAGGCCUUGGCCUACUACCGCAACUGGAGAUCGGAGGCUAAUCCCGACGAGAAGAACCCAGUGCCCAUCAAUGUGCGCAGUACUGUUUACUGCACCUCGAUAAAACAUGGAUCAGAUGAAGAUUGGGAGUUUCUGUGGACGCGGUACAAGAAGUCAAAUGUGGCGGCCGAAAAGCUUACCAUUUUGACGGCUUUGGGUUGCUCGAGGGAGGUGUGGGUGUUGCAGCGUUAUCUGGAGCUGACCUUUGUCCCCAAGGAGGGCAUUCGCAAGCAGGACUCGAAGAGGGCGUUCCAGGCAGUGGCCCAAACCGAAGUGGGUUUCCUGCUGGCCAAGAAGUACUUUAUGGACAAUUUGGACUUUAUAAGCAAGUUCUAUCAUCAACUUGUAAGAAGCAUGGAUCCUCUCCUAGAGUCCCUUCAAUUGCAGGUCUUUAUCCGGAAAGACUAUAAUGAGUUCAAGGACUUUGUAUCCAAUUCACAAGGAUCUCUUAAGGGUUCGGAGAAGGCAAUCCGACAGUCCUUGGAGACAAUGUUGACCAACGUGCAGUGGAAAGAGCGAAACUAUUACCAAUUUAUCCGUGCUAUUCAACAGUAUCUAAAAGCUGCCUAAUAUAUUUUUUUUAACAAAAAAAGUAUCUUCAAAUUUCUUACGGCACCAAAAAUAAAAUUGAAAAUAUUUAAGAAAUACAAAGAUUAUAUUGCAUAAUGUCCAAAAUCAUGUAAAAUACAACUAAGCUUAUCAAUUAAUAAUGUCGCUGAUCUUAUGAACUCUUAACGUAAUCAAAGAAUAAAAAAAAAAAGAGAGAA